AUGGACCACAGCGACCACAGCAAGGGGAUGGCCAUGUCAAUGGUCUUCGACACCAGCACCGAAAUUACACUCUUCUUCCACGGUUGGACGACUACCACCGCAGCCUCCUACAGUCUUACGUUAAUCUUCCUCUUCGCCCUGGCAGUGUUCAAUCGCUUCCUGGGCGUGCUAAAGUUUCAGCUCGACGUGAAGCACACUCGGCCGGCUGAGAGGGGAGUCCCGAAGCUACAGCUGCCCAGCACGCGACGCCGACAUGCCAUUCCCAAGGACCGCAUGAGUCCCCUGCCUCAAUACAUGAAGGUCGCCGAAACCGACCCUGACCACGAGGCGUCUUUCCCGUCGGCUCCGUUCCUGGAGUGGGAUCCUGAACACACACGCGAUGAAUUCCCCUCCAGCUUAAAUCAGGAGUCGCAAGGCCCCCUCUUCAAGCGUCGUUGGUGGAGCGCGUACAGACGCUGGAGUUGGCGAUGGGAUGGAACGAGCUCACUACUCGAGGGACUCCGGGCGCUGGUGGGCUACGCAUUAAUGCUAGCAGUGAUGACAUUCAAUGUGGGGGUAUUCUGCGCGGUGGUUGGAGGCAUUGUAGUCGGCGAACUGUUGUUGGGGCGCUAUGCACAGCCCUCAUCAGGAUGGCAGGAUGGCGCAUGUCAUGAUUAG
Molecule: messenger RNA, 657 nt
Organism: Aspergillus novofumigatus IBT 16806
Lineage: Eukaryota; Fungi; Ascomycota; Eurotiomycetes; Eurotiales; Aspergillaceae
Gene: crmD
Product: putative copper transporter crmD
Exons: 2
Coding region: 1-657 (218 amino acids)
Biological process (GO): intracellular copper ion homeostasis; copper ion transmembrane transport
Cellular component (GO): plasma membrane
Molecular function (GO): copper ion transmembrane transporter activity
Source: RefSeq, a predicted model, not a curated record